UGCGCCACCCGAGCGAUCCUGGGAUAGCGAUGGAGACGCCCGGCGCAUCAACCCGGGCUCUCUUGCUCCCAGCCGCGGCCGGGCCCGGUAGGAAGCGCGCAGCAGGAGAGGUACGGGCUGCGACAAGCAAGCAGCGGGUUCUGGAUGAAGAAGAGUACAUCGAGGGGCUCCAGACAGUCAUCCAGAGGGACUUCUUUCCUGAUGUGGAGAAGCUGCAGGCUCAGAAGGAGUACCUGGAGGCUGAGGAGAAUGGAGACCUGGAACGGAUGCGUCAGAUUGCCAUCAAGUUUGGCUCUGCCCUGGGCAAGAUGUCCCGAGAGCCCCCACCACCGUAUGUGACUCCAGCCACAUUUGAAACUCCUGAUGUGCACACAGGCACUGGAGUGGUGGGCAGCAAGGCCCGGGGCCGGGGCCGAGGCCUGGAGGAGGGUGAUGGAGAGGCCGGAGAGGAGGAGGAGAAGGAGCCCCUGCCCAGCCUGGAUGUCUUCCUGAGCCGGUACACAAGUGAGGACAAUGCCUCCUUCCAGGAGAUCAUGGAGGUGGCCAAGGAGAAGAGCCGGGCACGGCACACGUGGCUGUACCAGGCCGAGGAGGAGUUUGAGAAGAGACAGAAAGAUAACCUUGCACUUCCGUCGGCAGAGCACCAAGCCAUUGAGAGCAGCCAGGCCGGCGUGGAGACCUGGAAGUACAAGGCGAAAAACUCCCUCAUGUACUACCCUGAGGGCGUGCCUGAUGAAGAACAGUUGUUUAAGAAGCCGAGGCAGGUGGUGCAUAAGAACACUCGCUUCCUCAGGGAUCCCUUCAGCCAGGCCCUGAGCAGGUCCCAACUGCAGCAGGCUGCCGCCCUCAACGCCCAGCACAAACAGGGCAAGGUAGGCCCUGAUGGCAAGGAGCUGAUCCCCCAGGAUUCCCCACGAGUGGGCGGAUUCGGAUUUGUUGCAACCCCCUCUCCUGCUCCUGGUGUGAACGAGUCGCCGCUGAUGACAUGGGGGGAGGUUGAAAAUACUCCCUUGAGAGUUGAGGGAUCUGAAACCCCCUAUGUGGACAGGACGCCAGGGCCAGCCUUCAAGGUGGGUCAAGAUCCUGGAGCCCGGCCGCAGGGAACGGCUGGGGCUGAAGAUGGCCAACGAGGCCGCCGCCAAGAACCGGGCCAAGAAGCAGGAGGCCUUGAGGAGAGUGACGGAGAACUUGGCCAGCCUCACUCCCAAAGGCCUGAGCCCAGCCAUGUCCCCAGCCCUGCAGCGCCUUGUAAGCAGGACAGCCAGCAAGUACACAGACCGGGCCCUGCGGGCCAGCUAUACCCCGUCUCCAGCACGCUCGACCCACCUCAAGACCCCAGCUGGUGGGCCUCAGACCCCCACGAGCACACCGGCUCCUGGCUCUGCGGCACGCACCCCCCUCAGCCAGGACCCAGCCUCCAUCACGGACAACCUGCUGCAGCUCCCUGCCCGGCGCAAGGCCUCAGACUUCUUCUAGAGCCAGGCCCGGGUCGGGCCUGUGGGAGCUUCGUGGAGCCUGCGGGGCAGCUGCCCACUCAGCAGAGGACUCCAGCCUUCUGGGGACCCGGGCCCGGGCCAGAAAUGGUGACUGACUGUCCCAGGAGCCACUGAAAAGAUGCUGUGCCUCAGGCAGGCUGGCAUGAGACUUGCCCCACGGCCCUUGGGAUGUAUCCCAGGGUCUGGCAGAUAACUGUUUUCUAUCAGACCCCUGCCUCUUUCUGUCUAGCCAUCAUUAAAGAGCACCUAGCACAGUCUGGCAGGACCUAUCUCUCUGGCCCACUCUGCGUGGCCCUUAGGCCCCCUUCCCCCUAUGCUGGAGACCCCCUGUACCACAUCGUGGUCUCAGGACUGCAGGCCUCCCUGGGAGGAAGCUUCUGGGUGAGGUGAACUUGGAAAUUCAGGGUCUCUGGCCUUUCCCGCCACUCCUUGCAUUGCUUUCUGUGGCCCCUCUAGAGCUUGGAACCUGCCUUCCACACUGAGCUCACAGCUCGUUGGGCCAUGCUCCCCAAGUUCUUUCCCCCUGAGGGAAGGAGAGAGUCCUUGAAAGUUGGGCCCCUCAGGUUCCCCUGGGGCUCUGGGUCCAGGUUUGCAGCCUCAGCUGGGCCUGGCCUGCAUGGUUUGCUGGUGACAGAGUUGCGUGGGUCCUACGUGUCAGACCAUGUGGUCACUUUGAAAGUGGCCUCAAUGUCACCUUCUCCAAGCACUUGGUCUCCAGCUCAGGGGGUCAGGACUGUCUUCUCUUCCUGCCCUUCCCUGUCCUAGUGCUCCAGGCACCACCUUCAUACACUGUUGAGUCACGAACAGGAGUUGUGAGUAACAGUAACCCAGGCCAUACUGUCAAAGAGCAAUGGGGCCAGGCUCCACGCAGACCCGAGAGUGCCAUGUGCACCACAGGCCACAGGCCACACUUGCCUGUGACCUUGAGGGCUUUGGUGCCCCAGGAGGCCUGGGCCAGCUGCUUCACCUGGAGGUGGGAAGUCCAAGCUGGCUCCCAGAUGGGUCUGUUCAGGUCUUAAGUGGGGUCAGGUCAUGCUCUCUAAGGGGCUUGCACAGCUCAAGGAGACAGCCUGGAAUCUGCUCGGACCAGAGUCUUUCUUCUUUUGAGCAUACCCAGCCCUGCCUGGGCCAUGGUCUUGGGUUGUCCUGCAUGGGUCCUUGCUGCCUUCGUGAGUGGUGUGUUCCCUGGAGGUUUGCUGGGGCCAGUCGCCUGCCUAGGCACCCACUAGUCUGCACUCGACCGUCAGUUCCUGCCCGUUUCCAGGGGGCCAAGCCCUGUAACUCACCAAGGGGGCUGGGACUGCACCAGGACUGCCCAGGGGGUCAGGAAAGUAUGGCCAUUGGUGCUUUUACCCCAUAGGGAGGGGGAGGGGUGGACCACAGCGGCAUGGAGGCAGACAGGUCUGAGUGGGUGGGAGAUGCAGAGGGAGAUGCUGUCUAGGGAAGGCCACUUAAAGGCCAAGCACUGGCCGCCCCUGAACACUGGCUGGUGUAUGGGGUGGAUAGGGAGGGCUAAGGAGGGUGUGGCUGAGAUGUCUGGGCCGGGACUGUUCUGGCAAAUGAAAGGGCACUCAAGGGGCCAAGGUCACUGAUCUCAACCACAGGAAUGGAGGGAGCGGAAUAUAUGGAGAAAGGGUCAGUCUGAGGGAGUGGGAUGGUGCCGAGGUCAGGGUGGGCUGUGCUGGGCCUGAGCCAGACAGACACAUGCAGCCGGCCAACCCUGGAGGUGCUGGGUCCGGGGUGGGUCAGAGGGAGAUGGUGGGGGCCUGGCUGUGGGCUGCGGCUUAGGUCUUCUUGCCCACAGGGCCUCGCAAUGAGUCUGCCUGUGCCCAAGCACCAGGCCCUGCGCCCCUGUGCUGGAGACCCCCACGCCGCAGGAGGGGUGGUUGGCUGAGUCCUAGAGAAAAAGACUCCUCACGGGGCACUCUUAAUGCUUGUACACACUUUGUGGUUUAUUUGGUGGUCAGUAAUUAAUGUCUUUGCUACUAAGUGGAAGAAAGCUAAUAGAACGUAAUCAAAAUA
Molecule: messenger RNA, 3518 nt
Organism: Lutra lutra (Eurasian river otter)
Lineage: Eukaryota; Metazoa; Chordata; Mammalia; Carnivora; Mustelidae
Gene: ESS2
Product: ess-2 splicing factor homolog
Exons: 10
Coding region: 30-1610 (526 amino acids)
Cellular component (GO): catalytic step 2 spliceosome
Source: RefSeq, a predicted model, not a curated record